Molecule: messenger RNA, 5795 nt
Organism: Amorphotheca resinae ATCC 22711
Lineage: Eukaryota; Fungi; Ascomycota; Leotiomycetes; Helotiales; Amorphothecaceae
Product: glycosyltransferase family 2 protein
Exons: 3
Coding region: 420-5795 (1791 amino acids)
Cellular component (GO): cell periphery; cell septum; myosin complex
Molecular function (GO): ATP binding; cytoskeletal motor activity; chitin synthase activity
Source: RefSeq, a predicted model, not a curated record
CACUCCACCUCCACAACCUCUGCUCCUCCGUCUCUCGCUGAACACACUUCUCUCCCAUCUCUUGCCUCUCGGGCAUAUCCAACGAGUCUUUCGUUCCUCUUCUCUUGCACCGCUUUCGUUUUGGUGCUCUCUCGUAGUUUUCCCCCUGCCUUUCGUUUUGCACCCUCGCUGCCGAACCGAAACAUCUGUUGAUUGCUUCCCCGGAGCCCCUAACGAUAGCCACACCUUGCCUCACUUCUCCCCGACACUCGACUCACGACUUCUUUCGCUGGCCCUCAACCCAACCCUUCCAUACACCCGACAUCGUCCAUCCCCAGAGCACAGCAACGUUCGAUACUGCGUGAUCCGGGGGCACCAGGCAGAUCAACAAAAGGCCGCAGAAGCCCGGAGGGAGGGAAGGACGCCUCGUCUCCCACACCAUGGCGGCCAACAAUCGAAUGUCCAUGUACUCGCUGGCCUCCUCUCAUGGGGCCCCGAGGAUCGUGAAUUCGGCCAUCCAGCAGUCAACGCAGGUCUCAACCACCACCCUUCUGAAUGCCGUCCACACCAUCUACACCUCCGGUCAACCUUACCAGCUGGAUGCCAGCACCAGCUUGGUGGUCAACACCUGGCUGACGGCCUCACAACCAGAUCAUGAGGGCAGGACUGGAGGGACGGUGGACGCCGCAUUGGCUGUCCGAGCCUGGGAGCAUGCGAGGCGCCGUGCGGAGGAUGGCUGUAUCGUCUUAGGCUCUCUGCACCCCUCGACACCUUCAGUUCUGGCCCCUUUCCUUCAGACGCUUCCCCUCUCUAUUCCAGAAUCACUAUAUACCGCUCUCUCAGCGCUUCGACCCUUCAUCCACACCGUUUCUCCCCAAAACCAUUCCACUCCUCGACAGUCCGCUCUUGGUGUGACCCUCACCCUUACACUCGCCGGAAAUCUGUCCGCUGCAUCAUUGGCCUUGUCCCAGGGCGGCAUUGACACCUCCCGGGGACUGCUGAACAUCCCAGCAGAGGCAGGCUACCGAGCUUUCGACGUCUUCUACUACCUCCUUACGUCCGCUUCGACCCCCGCCGAACGAGAGUUCUUGGGGCUGAAACAUGCCUCCAACUAUUCCCUCCUUUCAAAAUCAGGCACGUAUGAUCCACCAUCGUAUCUCCCAACUGGAGAUGAUGCUGCGAAUGCCGAUGACUUCCGUGCCUCCCUGAAGGCAAUUGGGAUCAAGGGAGCGGCCCACCGUAAUUUAAUAUCCGUGUUGGCUGGAUUGUUGAAGCUGGGUGACACGCUAAGCUUUAUCAUGGACCAGGAUGCUCUCGAGGAAGUCUGCGAGGAUGUGGGUGGGCUACUAGGACUCGAGCCCGAGGUCCUAGCGAGCCAGUGCUCGACAUCCGAGCGGGAGACCCUGAUCGGCGGACUCUACGAGGCACUAGUAGACUGGGUUAUCCUCAAGGCUAAUGAAGCAAUUGCUAGUGAGAUGCUCAAAAUCAGAGACGGCGACUCCUCGAGCGAAGGCGGACCUGGUGCAAGGACUCCAAACACCGAGGAAGAUGAUGCGGAUACCGUCUGCAUAACGGUUCUAGAAAUCCCCGAUCCGACACUGGGCAAGGCGGCAGCCAUGCGUGGUGUCUUUGAUGAUACCCAGGGCAUCAACUCGGAGAUGAAGGAAGAUGGCGUUGACGUUGUCGCCGCUGGCUCUUCCGUCCUGCGCGAGAUGCAAAAUGCCGUGGCCGAAGUGGCCCCUGAUCUUGGUAUCAUGACUGGCCCUUCCGGACGGGACCGUGAGCACGAGCGCGAACGGCGUGAGGCUGUCUUGGAGAAGGUCGGACGAGAAGGGGAGGACGAGGGUUUCUUGAAGCAGAUCCUCUUCCCUGUCGAGGGGCAAGGGGUGAACUUGGGACGUGAGGGACGCAUCGACCUGCCACAUGUUCUCGGGAGCAGCCGUGUAUGGUACCAUUUAUCAAUUCACCCCACGGAUGACUCGCCUGCUAGCCUAGCUGCGCUCCCGUCGACGACCUCGGCAUGGUCCGCAGGCACAGUCUCGCGGCAACUCCGCGCAUGGCGAUUGCCUGAAUGGGCGAAUCGCCGCAACAAGCACCUAGACUUCACCGCCGACUUCGACCACGAUGAGUUCUGCCAGCGCUACGCCCCGCUCGGCUGUAAAGAUGGCAGAGACGGCAUCGAGAGUUGGCUCAUGGAACGGGGUUGGAGCAAUGGUGAGGUGGUCGUUGGUACGGAACGCAUAUGGAUGCGUGAGAAUGCGUGGUGGGAGGCGGAGAGGAUGCUUGAUCUGAAGCCCUCAAACGAUGCAUUUGUCGGUCUGGGAAGCAUGAUUGGAGGCGAAAACAACAUGGAGACGUCGGGCUAUCCUGCCGCUGCGCCGGCUCCGAAUGCAAGUGGCUUCUUCGUCCCCCCGAACGAUUUGACACCUCAGGGAAGCAGAGAUAAUCUCCUUCCGCGCCAGAGCACCAUGGGCCGUAGUGCGCUGGGUGCUCGGUCAACCGCUCCGUCCAGAAUUAUCAGUAAUGGGGAUUACGGCCUUGGUUUCAAAGGCGACGAUAUGAAGGGCCGCGGAUAUUACAGUGAGAUGGAUGAGAUCAUCGCCAGCAUGGAUCCUGAGAUGGCCGAGCCGAAGACGAUCACCACGGAGAAAGUUACUCCUAGUCGUCGUAUCUGGGUGGCGGUCGUGUGGGCAUUGACUUGGUGGAUCCCUUCGUUCGUUCUCCGCUAUGUUGGCCGCAUGAAGCGUCCAGACGUUCGAAUGGCGUGGAGAGAGAAGAUCGUUCUAGUUUUCAUCAUCGCUCUGAUCAACGCUAUCGUUAUCUUCUGGAUCGUCGAAUUCGGUAGGUUAUUAUGCCCAAAUUCUGACAAGGCCUGGGAUCAAAACCAGGUGGCCACUCAUCAGGGAGAUGCCGAUUUCUGGGUCAGCAUCCGCGGAAAGGUUUACGACAUUUCAAAGUUCUGGAAGUUGCAACACAGCGACACGGUCAUCCAGACGACGAAGGAAAACAUGCAGCCUUUCGCUGGGAUGAAUCUCGACGAGUACUUUGUCCCGCCUCUUACUGUAUCCUGUCCUGGCCUGGUUACCGAUGAUACUUUGACUCUUCUUGCCAAUACAUCUGUCCUCUACCCCGAGGGGGUCCAUACUUCAGGGCCUCUGCAACCGUACAAGAACAGUAAGCUACACAACAUCAACUGGUACGCCCAAGACUUCCUCCCCCGGAUCAAAGAGUACUAUCAUGGAGAGCUUGUGACCAAGGCGGGCACCGUCAAGGCCGACGGCCAGAACAAUAAUCAUCCUUGGUUCAUCCUGAAUGGCAAGAUCUACGACCUCACCGACUACUUCUACACAUUGAAGACCGAGGGAAACCUAGCCAGGUACAAUUUUAUCGACAGUUCGGUCCAGACAAUGAUCCAGAACAACCCCGGCCUUGAUAUCACGGAUACGUGGAACUCGAAUUACUUGGCCGCCAAUGGAAGCCAGCAGGUUGUUCUUGACAAUACAUUGAACUGUUUCAACAAUGCUUUCUACAUUGGUAUUCCCGACUUCCGAGACUCUGCCAGGUGCCAGGUCAACAAUUACAUCCUGCUCGCCUUCACAAUUCUCCUGUGUGCCGUCAUCGGGACCAAGUUCGUCGCGGCUCUGCAAUUCGGCUCCAAGCGCCGUCCAGCCCCCCAGGACAAGUUCGUCAUCUGUCAAGUCCCUGCCUAUACCGAGGGCGAAGAUUCACUACGGAAAGCACUGGAUUCCUUGACGGCUCUCCAAUACGACAACAAGAGGAAGCUGAUCUGCGUUAUUUGCGACGGCAUGAUCGUCGGAGGUGGCAAUGACCGGCCCACCCCAAAGAUCGUUCUGGAUAUUCUUGGGGUCGACCCGAAGAUUGACCCUCCGGCGUUGCCCUUCAAGUCGGUUGGAGAGAGUAGCGACCAGCUGAACUAUGGCAAAGUCUACUCUGGUCUCUAUGAAUUCGAAGGAAACGUCGUGCCAUACAUUGUGGUAGUAAAGGUUGGCAAGGAAUCCGAACAGUCGAAGUCUAAGCCUGGAAAUCGUGGAAAACGAGACUCCCAGGUCUUGCUCCUGAACUUCCUUAACCGUGUCCACCACCGAGCACCCAUGUCGCCACUCGAGCUGGAGAUGUUCCACCAGAUCAACAACAUCAUUGGUGUUGACCCCGAACUCUAUGAAUACCUUCUCAUGGUCGACGCCGAUACUAGCGUCAGAGAGGACUCUCUGAAUCGUCUCGUGGCUGCUUGUGCAAAUAAUGCCAAGAUUGCUGGUAUCUGCGGUGAAACCAGUCUGGAGAACGAGGAGCGGUCUUGGUGGACCAUGAUCCAGGUUUACGAAUACUUCAUUUCCCAUCAUCUAGCAAAGGCUUUCGAGUCGCUCUUCGGCAGUGUUACCUGUUUGCCUGGUUGUUUCUCCAUGUAUCGUCUGCGCACUGCUGACAAAGGCAAACCCUUGAUCAUCUCGGACGCUCUGAUCAAUGAAUACAGCGAUUGUGUUGUCGAUACUCUGCACAAGAAGAACCUCCUGUCCUUGGGUGAAGAUCGAUACCUCACGACGCUAAUGACCAAGCACUUCCCCUACAUGUCCUACAAAUUCAUUCCUGAUGCGUACGCAAAGACUGCCGCACCUGAGGAGUGGAACGUUCUCCUGUCCCAGAGAAGAAGAUGGAUCAACUCCACCAUCCAUAACCUGGCCGAGUUGGUCUGGUUGAAAGAGAUGUGCGGAUUCUGCUGUUUUAGUAUGAGAUUUGUCGUCUUCAUUGAUCUUUUCGGAACCCUCAUCCUCCCGGCGACUUGCGGAUAUCUUGGGUACCUCAUCUACCGGGUUGCGACCCACUCAGGCCAAUUCCCCUUGAUCUCAAUUAUCAUGAUCGCCGCCGUAUAUGGUCUUCAGGCGGCUAUCUUUAUACUCAAGCGGCAGUGGCAGCACGUUGGAUGGAUGAUCAUCUAUCUCAUAGCCUUCCCCAUCUACUCGUUCGUCCUCCCUAUCUACUCCUUCUGGAAUCAAGACAACUUCACGUGGGGUAACACCCGUAUCGUUAUUGGCGAGAAGGGGAACAAGCAAGUCGUCGCCGUCGAUGAUGAAGGCUUCGACCCUCGCAGCAUCCCUCUCCAACGCUGGGACGACUACGCUCUAGCCAACAACCUCCCAGGCCGCCGUGGCGUCCCGAUCGAGAAGGCCUACGAUAGCUUUGACGACACCUACGAGAUGGACGACAUGAAGUCCAUGUACUCGUCUGUGAAGCCUGCCUCCACAAUCCUCACCGGUUUCCCCGGUCGGGGGUCCUACAUGCCACCCAACUCCCCCGGCUUUGGCGGACCACGGCAAUCCGGUGUCUCGCCGUAUGGCCAGUACAAUGACUCUCCAGGAACCCGUCACCAAUCCUUCAUGUCCCUCGGUGCCGGACAGCAAGAUCGCUCUGCGUCGCCGUACCAAGACCACCCACAAUCGCACCGUCCAAGCAUGGUCAUGGCGCCAUCCAGCGAGAACCUCUUGGGGCCGAACUCUCCAAAUCCAUUCCACUCGCGAUCGCAGAGCCAGAUCGGCUACACGGGCGGUGCACGCACGCCUAUUGGAUUCGGGGCAGCUUCCCGUCCUGUGAGCCAGUUUGAUUUCCAGCGCGGCAACAGCGGACCAGACGACAUGAUGAUCGUCGAGGCCAUCCAGAGCUGUCUCCGCGAGGUUGAUCUGGACACGGUGACGAAGAAGCAAGUGCGCGCGUUAGUGGAACAAAGAUUGCAGACGGAGCUGGUGGGCGAGCGCCGCACAUUCCUCGACCGGAUGAUCGACCAGGAGCUAGCCAAUAUGUAG